AGCAAGCAGUUGAGGUUUUGCAUUUGGGGUGCCCUGCUUUGCGUUGGAGCCCGCCUUCUUUCUCUUUUUCUCCUUCCCUCUCUUUUGUUUGUUUGUUUGAUUCUUUCUUUCUUGCGUCCAUAUUCAUUUAUUCAUCUGCCGACACAAACACAAUCAACAGCAAACCUCUGCCUUUUUUAUUUGCAAGAGAAGAGCCUUCUUCUGAACGCCGUUGUCUCAAACUCUGGGUGGACAGACAGGAGGGUGAAGAAGAAGAAGGGGUUUUCUCUCUUCCUCUUCUUCUGUUAACCAUCUAUCUGCAUUGCUAGCCCAUCUUAAUUUCUUCUCUCCUUUGGAAAUAAGUAGUAGGUGGAAGGAUUUGCAGUUUUAGGUGAAGAGAGAGGAAGAGAGAGAGCAAGGGAGGGGCUUUCCAAUUCCAACCAAUGACUGUCAGUCUAUAGCUUCAAGCACAUUGUCUUGCCUCUAGCAACAAGGAGAGGAGAGGAGAGGAGAGGAGAGGAAUAACAGAGAGGGAAAUGGAGAAGCUGCCAUCAACAACGUUGCUCCCAGAUGCAUUCCAGGGGACAAGGGAUGACAUAACGGAACAAAUGGGGUUCGUGUGGCAGCAGAUAAAGGCGCCGGUGAUCAUCCCACUUCUCAGGCUGGCGGUUGUCCUUUGCCUCAUCAUGUCACUAAUGCUGUUCGUGGAGAAGGUGUACAUGGCUUUCGUCAUUAUCCUCGUCAAGCUAUUCGGUAAGAAGCCUGAACAAAGAUACAAAUGGGAACCCAUCAAGGAUGAUCUCGAGCUUGGCAAUUCUGUUUAUCCUAUGGUUCUAGUCCAGAUCCCAAUGUACAAUGAAAAAGAGGUUUACCAGCUCUCCAUUGGAGCCGCAUGCGGGUUAUCAUGGCCGUCGGAUCGCAUUAUAAUCCAAGUGCUUGAUGACUCCACAGACCCGGCCAUCAAGGAUCUGGUGGAGAUGGAGUGUGGGAGGUGGGCGAGCAAAGGCAUUAAUAUCCGAUACGAGAUCAGAGACAACAGAAAUGGAUACAAGGCCGGGGCUCUCAAAGAAGGCAUGAAACACAGCUAUGUCAAACAGUGUGACUACGUGGUCAUCUUUGAUGCCGACUUCCAACCUGAACCCGACUUCCUCUGGCGCACCAUUCCUUUCCUCGCUCAAAACCCUGACUUGGCUCUCGUCCAGGCCCGUUGGAAGUUCGUGAAUUCGGAUGAGUGCCUGAUGACAAGGAUGCAGGAAAUGUCCCUUGACUAUCACUUUACAGUGGAACAAGAAGUGGGAUCCUAUAAAUAUGCCUUCUUCGGUUUCAACGGGACUGCCGGGGUUUGGAGAAUUGCGGCUCUUAAUGAAGCUGGAGGCUGGAAAGAUAGGACGACGGUGGAGGACAUGGAUUUGGCCGUUAGAGCGAGCCUUAAAGGCUGGAAAUUUCUAUUUCUCGGGGAAAUCAAGGUUAAAAAUGAAUUACCAAGUACUCUCAAAGCCUACAGAUACCAGCAACAUAGAUGGUCUUGCGGGCCAGCCAAUUUGUUCAGGAAAAUGGCGUUGGAGAUCGCAAGGAACAAGAAAGUAUCCCUCCUGAAGAAAGUCCAUGUUAUCUAUAAUUUCUUCCUGGUUCGGAAGAUUGUCGCUCACAUCGUUACCUUUGUAUUCUACUGCCUGGUGAUCCCUGCAACUGUUUUAGUUCCUGAAGUCCAAAUUCCCAAGUGGGGUUCUGUUUACAUCCCUUCAAUCAUAACACUUCUCAAUGCUGUCGGGACUCCCAGGUCUCUUCAUCUGAUGGUAUUUUGGAUUCUGUUCGAGAAUGUCAUGUCUCUGCAUCGGACCAAGGCGACAUUCAUUGGCCUGCUCGAGGCUGGGCGAGUUAAUGAAUGGGUGGUCACUGAGAAACUUGGAGAUGCCCUGAAAACGAAGCUCGGUGCAAAAGCACCCAGAAAACUACGAUUCCGUAUUGGUGAUAGAUUACAUGUAUUAGAGCUGGGGACAGGAGCCUAUCUCUUCUUCUGUGGUUGUUAUGACAUAGCCUUUGGAAGUAACCAUUACUUCAUAUUCCUCUUCUUGCAAGCUUUUGCAUUCUUCAUCGUGGGGUUUGGUUACGUGGGCAUCUUCGUCCCUAACGCCUAAACAAAUUGGCUGGCUGGGCACAACGUAUUUGUCAUCAUUAAUGUUGCUUCCUGUUGCUGGUGAGCAGUUUCAUCUUCAAGUUGGAGAUACGCAUGCACCAAGCAUGGUAGCCAUUUGUCAUCAUCAAAAUGAUGGUGAGUAGCUGUAGAUAGAUAGAUACAAGGAGCAGUCUGGCUUCAAUGAAGAUAAGGAGCAACCAUCAUUUUGUUUUAUAUAGUGAUUGAUUGUGAAUAUAUAUGUUACGAAAAAUUGUAAAGAUACAGUUGUCGGCCAGAGUGAGCAGGGAUGCCGUGCACUAGCAGUAGCAGCAGUAGAGAGAUAAGAGAAAAGGGGGCUAAAAAAAUUUAUGUCAGCAUACAGCUUUAGAUAGUUUGUUAUUUAUGAUUUGCCGUUUACUUAUUUUGAGAGGCUUGUGUUCUUCAUUUGUGAGAAAAAGGAAGUCAGGUAAUAAUUCUAAGAUGGCUCUGUGAACCGUUUUUGCC
Dioscorea cayenensis subsp. rotundata (Guinea yam) is the source of this 2599-nucleotide messenger RNA. Its product is annotated as glucomannan 4-beta-mannosyltransferase 9-like. Gene Ontology annotation, molecular function: mannan synthase activity. The transcript has 11 exons. Lineage: Eukaryota; Viridiplantae; Streptophyta; Magnoliopsida; Dioscoreales; Dioscoreaceae. The record is from RefSeq and is a predicted model, not a curated record. Bases 516 to 2117 code for a protein of 533 amino acids. Gene Ontology annotation, cellular component: Golgi apparatus.